UUUAUUUACCAGAAGAUCCUGUAAAACAUCUUUAGAUCAUCUAUUUUGAUGAUAGUAAAAGUAAAACUUGAUGAUGAAAAUGUAAAAUCACGGCAGAUUAUUUCAAAAAUAAUUGAUAUUAUUGAAAAAUCAAAAAAAUCUGUUGUUAUUACUGGAUCAGGUAUAUCGUAUGACAAGAAGAUUUCGGGAUUUUCUUCUUCAGAUGGACUUUAUAAAUUUGUUGAAAAGCGUUGCCCGAAUGUUGUGAUAAAAGCUAAGGAUUUACUUGAUUCUUUAAUGUUUCGUGAUGAAGUUUCUACAUCAAUAUUUUAUUCAUUUAUGGCUGAAUUACGUACACUUAUUUUAUCCGCUAAACCAAUGAAUACAUAUAAAUUUAUCAAGAUUUUGAGGGAUAGAUCUUCUGUUUUAAGAUGUUAUACUGAAAACAUUGAUGGUUUAGGGUUACAAGAAGAAUUAUGUUUAAAAACAGAUGAAGUAAAAAAGAAUAAUAUGACAGAGUCUAAUGAGGAUGUUAAUAAACUAAAAUGUAUGAUUUGUGGUAUAAAAUGUGAUUAUAGUGUAGAAAGAAUUGAACUUUUGAGAAAUGGUCCGGUACCAGAUAGGUUUGUAUAUGUAAAUGAUGAAAAGAUAGAGGAGAAAAGAGGGGCUUUAAAAAUAGGUUUUUUGCGGCCAGGAAUUGUAUUAUAUGGUAAUACACAUCCUAUUCAGGAUUUUCUAGCUGAAUUGAGGACUUCCGAUGUCAAAAAAUGGCCUGAUCUUCUGCUAAUUAUUGGAAUAUCUCUUAAAAUUAUAGCUAUUAAUUCUUUGAUUAAAGAUAUUUCAAAAAUUGUGCAUUCAAAUGGAGGGAAAGUCAUUUUUGUCAAUCGUACUGAACCAUGUAAUAAUGAAUGGAAAGGAAUUAUUGACUGGUAUGUUGAAGCUGAUUCUGAUGAAUGGAUUGAGGAGCUUAAGGGAAAAAAACUGCCUAUGUUUAUGUAUCAAUCUAAACCUUCCGCAUUUCCUAUUAAGAAAAAAAAACGUUCAAGAAAAAAUGGAAGAAAUACACAAAUAUUAUCUGAUGUUUCUAAAGUUGUUUCUCCUGCAAUAUCUUUAUUUAAAAAAUCUUAUAUUAAUUAUAUAAGAAGUUCUCAGAAAAAAAAGGCAUCCAAUGCACCCAGAAUCAAUUUUUCUGUUCCUCCACCUAAGAUGGCUCCUUUAGUUGUCACAAAAAACAAAAUUCAUGUAGUUUGUGGAAAUUCAAAAGUAAAAGGUUAA
Molecule: messenger RNA, 1254 nt
Organism: Pneumocystis murina B123
Lineage: Eukaryota; Fungi; Ascomycota; Pneumocystomycetes; Pneumocystales; Pneumocystaceae
Exons: 5
Coding region: 49-1254 (401 amino acids)
Molecular function (GO): NAD+ binding
Source: RefSeq, a predicted model, not a curated record